AUGCUGGGUAUACCAUUUCUGGAUAGUGCAUUUCUAAAGAUAUUUUCACCAACAACAUAUGAUGAUCGUAUCGACCGACUUAAUUAUUUUGUCACAAGCUCUUUAUUAACUUUCUUUGCUAUCCUCGUCUCAGCGAAACAAUAUGUGGGUUCGCCGAUACAAUGUUGGGUGCCUAUGGAAUUUAAAAGUGGAUGGGAGCAAUAUACAGAGGAUUACUGCUUCAUACAGAAUACCUACUGGGUGCACUUCGAUGACCCAGUACCGGAAGACGUGAACGACCGUCACGGAGCUGAAAUCGGUUACUAUCAGUGGGUACCAAUUAUGUUGGUAUUACAGGCCUUGAUGUUUUUCAUUCCAGAAUGGAUAUGGAAAACUCUUAACAAACAAAGUGGCCUCGACUUGGAUACGAUAGUAAAAGAAGCGAAAAACCUAAGGACAUCAAAAUGUAAUGAACGGACGAAAGAAUUAGAAAAACUGGCACUGUUUGUUGAAGAAUGUUUGGAAUUUGACACACCUCAUCACCAAAACCGUUACUUCUGUUUUAAUUACGGCUACUCAUUGGGUUCCUAUGUAACCUUGCUGUACCUAUUUAUGAAGUCACUCUUUGUUAUCAACAUAUUCAGCCAGUUUAUGAUCCUCAAUAACUUCCUUGGUACCAGUCAUAGUCUUUGGGGAUUCCAGAUAUUGUUGGAUUUAUGGCAAGGCCGAGAAUGGUUGGAUUCCGGCGUGUUUCCACGUGUAACAAUGUGCGAUUUCAAAGUGCGACGCUUAGCAAAUAUUCAUCGGUUUUGGUUUCUGUUUGUUGCUGCAUCCACACUACUUAAUUUCAUCUACUUCGUUUACAAUACCAUAUUGGCCUCAAAUCGGGAACGUACAGCGCGAUUACUCCUUUUACAUAUGAAGUUAGAUGAAACGCCUACGGACCAAGCAAUAUUGCGUCGUUUUGUGCAUAAAGCACUGCGGCCAGACGGUGUGCUACUUUUGCGAUUUAUUGAUAUGUAUGCUGGCGGUAUGAUGGCACGUGAUCUUUGUGGACAACUCUUCGCCGAUUUUUACCGGGAACAGUAUCAUCGUGCAACUGGCAGUCAUACAACAAAGAGCUCAUCGCCAAGUCCUGAUGAUGGCUUUACCGAAACACAGUAUGACCCGGAAAAGGCAAAGCUUCGUAAGGAACAUACUCAUGAUCGUGGUUGGGCAUUAUGGCACUUAGUUAAAAAUACUUCAAUCGCUUCUUCGGAACGAUUCACAAAUGGUGCUGAGUAUAUUGAAUUUAUAUUGUUUUUUCGAGAAAAUGAUAUUUCUGUGAUUCAUACCGAACUGGCAAUUCUAGACUUUUAUCUUGUUGAACUGACUUAUGCUUAUUCGGCUGACAGAAUCUAUAGAGUCUGUUAA
Acanthocheilonema viteae is the source of this 1392-nucleotide messenger RNA. NCBI's taxonomy places the organism in Eukaryota, Metazoa, Nematoda, Chromadorea, Rhabditida, Onchocercidae. The record is from the annotation of a GenBank genome assembly.